CGCCUUGAGUGCUCCUACCGCACAUCCGGUUGAUCCUGUGCAGAAAUCGGAGUUGAAAACCCCGGCAUCAACGGUCAAACUAGCUCCAUUAAUUUCACCCAUCGCUCACAUCCCAUACGCAGCGGUUCCAAUUCUUCCUCAAGUAUCGCCAGGACGAUCGCCGUACGCUUAUUCGUACUCCGCGCCGAUAGCUCCGGUCGCCUACGUUCCUCAAAGUUACUCGAUCGAACAGCACGGCUACAACAUUGCCUACUGAUUUCGAGGGAGCGUGGAAACUGCAAUCAUUUACAAUACACCCAUUACCUACUGUUGCAACAAUACCAUUUAAACAUGUACCCUUAGUUGAUAAACGCAACGCCAUCUAAUGCGCGAACGCGGUACGGUUAAUAAAAAAACUUGUGCCAUCACAUAAAAAAUCUGAGACUCAAUGGAUAUUCACUCACCCUAGAUAAGACGACAGACUUGGAUGCAGACGACAGAUGCACAUGCAGGGGGUAGACAACCCUGAAAAUUCCCAGUUGGCAUUGCCAGAUUGCAGUAAAAGAUUAUUUGAGAGGGGAUUGUUUUGAAGCAGAGAGCGGUGGACGUCGGUAGUGUAUUGUGUGGUACGCGAAGUUUAUUUUGUUGAGCUGUUUAAAAAUUAUUUGACUGGAGUAUAUUACCGGAAAUACAGCUCCAUACCAUUUUGAAUGAUAGCAACUGCAGUUCGCCUUCAGAAAAUCUCUCAGGACUUGAGAAUUUUGAUCCAGGGUAUCCGAAAUCAGAAUGACGGAGGAAACACAGCCCGAAGUUUCUCCACCUACAGAUUCUCAGUCAAGUACACCAGAUACUGUCAAUAAGGCUAAAGAUAAUAAAAAAGACAAAUGUCGCCCAAUGACCAAAGUUGUAAUUCGUCGCUUACCACCCUCAAUGACCCAGGAGCAAUUCGUCGAGCAGAUCUCCCCACUUCCCGACCACGACUACAUGUACUUUGUGAAGGCAGACAUGUCGCUGGGACAAUUUGCAUUCUCUCGUGCCUAUAUAAAUUUUGUUGACCAGCAAGACAUAUUCAUAUUCAGAGAAAAGUUUGAUAAUUACGUAUUUGUCGAUGCUAAGGGUACCGAGUAUCCAGCAGUUGUGGAGUUUGCUCCUUUCCAGAGACUCCCUAAGAAAAGAGUCGGUAAAAAAAAGGAUCAGAAAUGUGGCACCCUGAAGACCGACCCUUACUAUCUUAGCUUUCUAGAGAGUCUCAAGAACCAAGAGGCAGAAUCAGGAUUAAGUCAGCCUAAAACCGAAUAUUCCUAUCAACCCUCCGACGGUUCAUCCAAGAAAGUUACAACAACUCCGCUUUUAGAAUUCUUAAAACAGCGUAAACAAGAAAAGCAAAGGCUACGGGAUGAAAAACGAGAAGAAAGGCGUCGUCGCGAUUUGGAAAGGCGGCGAGCCAAAGACGAACUAACCAUAUCCAAGGUAUUGAAAAACCCAGAUCUUGGCAAGGAUACUAACAAGGAAUCAAAGGAGGCAAAAGAUGAUAAGGAUAAAGUUUUACCUAAGGAGGGUAAAAGUCGUAAUAGGAAAGAGGAGAAAUUGCGUGACAAGACGGCGCGAGAUAGGGAUUCCAAGGUUCCAGGAAAAAAUUUCAAGGAUAAAGAAGCAAAGCAUCAACGAAGAAAUGAAGAGAAGAAAGGAUAUGUCCGUAAAGAGGAAAGAGAAAUUUCAAAGGAAGAUAAAAAAACUGACGGCAAAGAAGAGCGGAAAAAUGAAACCAGAGAAGAUGAUAGAGAAAUAAAGGAUAAGAAAGUGGAAGAAAAACGAGGUAAAAGCUAUGAGAAAAUGAGACAGGAAAAAAAGAGAUUGGCUGAAGCAAAACGACAAAGUGUCGAAUUUGGAUCAGAGCCUGUCAAUACCGGUAAAGUAAAAAAAGAGGAGCGCGAAUCAUUUUCAAAAAGAGACAGAAGAUCCGAGGGCAACGUAGCUGGAUCGAGGGCGGAAAGAAUUCAAAUUCUGAAAGAUGAUGUAAAGAAAAAAGAUGAGAAGACGAAAAUUAAACCUGAACCAGAACCCGAAUCUAUAGACUUCAACGAAGAGUUAAGCGAAACCUGCGAUAACAAUAUCCAAAGUGAACUCCACGAUAAUGACGUGGGGGGUUCAGUUUCCCCAGACGAUAAUCUCGUGGAAUCGGGUAAAUCAAAAUCAAGCGAUCACAUUGACUCUGAGAGUAAUUAUGCGACAGACUUAAGCAUGAAAGGUGAAACAAAGCUCAUGAAAAGACGUAAUUCUUUGGAAAGUGGUGGCGAAGGGGGUGGUGGUGAUGGCGCAACCCUUAGACGACACAAAUCAUUGGACGGAGGUGAACGAUGUGGUUUUAAGAAGGAUAGAAAUCACGAUAAGGAAAAGUCAAAGAAAGAUCCAAGGCAGGAACGUAGGAUCAGAAACAAGGAUCGUCCAGCAAUGGAGAUCUACAGACCCGGUAUGGGGAGGUUUAGCAAACAGCGGUUGGAGCGCGAAAAGUCUAAUAAUGACGAACGUGCUUCCCUCUCGCAGAGCCCAACUCCUAGUCCGGUACCUUCGGUUGUUGGAAAGCCAAGCAAACCAGCGGCUUCUGAACUUCGUUCAAUGACUUUUAAGCGUAGCUUAAGCCGCGAUCUUCCUUAGAUCUUCAGAUUGUCCAAUACAUUUGUCAUAGUCACUACAUUGUUUUAUCUCCAGCCGUUUUUAUAUUCCACAAACGCAAUCUAGUAUUUAAGCCAUCGUCUCGUGGUGUUAAUGAAAUCACUGAAAUAGGUGAAUGAUGAUGAUAAGAAUACAUGUAUAUGCAGAAAAUGAAAAGCUCAAAGAUUCAUGUACAGAUACUUCACACACAAUAAAAAUAUGAGUCGUAAUAUGCA
This is a messenger RNA of Athalia rosae (coleseed sawfly), 2867 nucleotides long. It is a transcript of the gene Upf3, whose product is annotated as regulator of nonsense transcripts 3B. The coding region runs from base 766 to 2634 and encodes 622 amino acids. The record is from RefSeq and is a predicted model, not a curated record. The transcript is spliced from 8 exons. Lineage: Eukaryota; Metazoa; Arthropoda; Insecta; Hymenoptera; Athaliidae. Gene Ontology annotation, molecular function: mRNA binding. Gene Ontology annotation, cellular component: nucleolus; cytoplasm. Gene Ontology annotation, biological process: nuclear-transcribed mRNA catabolic process, nonsense-mediated decay; positive regulation of translation.